Molecule: messenger RNA, 5311 nt
Organism: Balaenoptera acutorostrata (minke whale)
Lineage: Eukaryota; Metazoa; Chordata; Mammalia; Artiodactyla; Balaenopteridae
Gene: NCAPD3
Product: non-SMC condensin II complex subunit D3
Exons: 34
Coding region: 97-4671 (1524 amino acids)
Biological process (GO): meiotic chromosome condensation; mitotic chromosome condensation
Cellular component (GO): condensed chromosome, centromeric region; condensin complex
Molecular function (GO): histone binding
Source: RefSeq, a predicted model, not a curated record
UAAUUGGUUGGUGCGAACCCCGUGUCCCCCUGAGCCCGCUGGGCCUUCUCGGCGCGCGCGCCGGAGCAGCUUUGAAAGUUGAGGCGAGCAGCGGUCAUGGCGGCUUGGCGGGACCUGGCGAGCGCCUUGCAUCCCUGGUGCCCGCUGGACCUCAGUCCAGAAUGGGUGGCCACAGUAUGGGAACUGGAAUUCACGGAAACUGAGCCUCUGGAUCCCACCAUAGAAGCAGAGAUCGUGCAGACCGGACUGAGCGCAUUCACAAAUCUCUAUGACAGUCUUUUAACUUUUGCUGCUGGAGAGCUUGGAGCUACAGAGAGCAUUUGGACCUUCUUCAUGGAGAACAGCAUUUCCCACAACGCGCUGAUGGCCUUGUUCCAUCACUUCGUUCAGAUGGUCCUUAAGAAAAACGUCAGUGCCCAGCAGCGGGAAUUUGGCCUUCAUGCUGCUGGGCUUUAUUUUCUGCUGUUGGAAGUACCAGGCAGUAUAGCCAACCAAGUUUUCCACCCAGUGAUGUUUGACAAAUGUAUUCAGAUUCUAAAGAAGAGCUGGCCUCAGGAAUCCAGCUUGAAUCAGAAAAGAAAGAAAGAACAACCGAAGAAUUCUCAGGCCAACCCAAGGGAGAGUAGGAAGAGAGGAAGGCCCCCCAGGAAAGAGGAGAUGGAGAUGGAUGAAGUGAUUGAAGAAGAGGAUGAAGAGAAUAUUUUUUUUUCUUCCCGAGACCUUUGUCAAAUUCGAAAUGCCAUCUUUCACGUCUUGAAGAAUUUUUUAAGGCUUCUGCCCAAGUUUUCCCUGAAAGAAAAGCCACAGUGUAUACAGAAUUGUGUAGAGGUCUUCGUUGCAUUGACUAAUUUCGAACCAGUUCUACAUGAAUUUCAUGUUACACAAGCCAGAAACCUUAACCAAGCAAAAUACAUACCAGAACUGGCCUAUCAUGGAUUGUAUUUGCUGUGCUCCCCAAUUCACAGAGAAGGAGAUAAGGUUAUCAGAUGUGUUUUCCAUCGAAUGCUCUAUGUAAUAUUAAUGUUAGAAGUGGGCAAAGGCUCCCAUCACGCCCCCCUUGCCAUCACUUCUCCGGCCAUCAGUGGUAAAAACCAGGCAGUCCAGUUUGUCAGCUCACUUGUGGAUGAGCUAAAAGAAAGUAUGUUUCCAGUCCUUCGUGUCUUACUCCAGCACAUCUGUGUCAAGGUGGUCGAUAAAUCCGAGUACCGGACCUGUGCAGCUCAGUCCCUGGUCCAGCUGCUCAGCAAGCUUCCUUGUGCGGAAUAUGCUUCUUUCGUGGCCUGGCUUUAUGGAUAUUCACGAAAUGCCAAGAUCCCGUACCGGGUGUUCACUCUUGAUGUUGCCUUGGCUCUGCUGGAACUGCCUGAACGAGAGGUGGACGGCAUGCUGCCCCCGGAGCAUCAGAAGUUCCUGAAGCAUAAGUUCUUGGUGCAGGAAAUCAUGUUUGCCCGCUGUGUAGACAAGGCCCCGACUGUGCGCAGCAAGGCACUGUCCAGUUUUGCGCACUGCCUGGAGUCCUCUGCUACAGCCGCGUCAGAGAGCGUCCUGGAACUUCUGGCUAACGCUCCUGCAGUUUCAGGAAUAGAGAGCCACCAUGACACUUCACUGAAAAAUUCAUCAGCUUUUUCCUAUCAGAGGCAGACAUUUAACCCUUCUGGAGGCUCAGAGGUGAUCAAUAUAGACAACAGUGGUGAAACAGCUGGAUAUAGGGGAAGAGGUCUCAUGAUGAUGUUGAGGAGCAGGGUCGGAGACGAGAAGACCAACGUCAGGAAGUCUGCACUCCAGGUCUUAGUGAGCAUUUUGAAGCACUGUGACAUCUCGGGUAUGAAAGAAGAGCUGUCCAUCCUGCAGGACCGGUGUCGGGACCUUGCUGUGUCUGUCCGCAAGCAGGCCUUGCAGUCUCUCACCGAGCUUCUUACGGCACAGCCUCAGUGUGUCCAGGUGCAGAAGGCCUGGCUGGGGGGCGUUGUCCCGGCCGUGAUGGACGGUGAGAGCACCGUGCAGGACAAGGCCCUGGAGUGUCUGGACCAGCUCCUGCUGCAGAACAUCAGGCAUCAUGGUCAGUUCCACUGCGGGGACAACAGCCAGGUGCUCGCCUGGACGCUGCUGACACUGCUGAGCACAGAGUGCCAGGAGCUGGGCCGCUAUUUAAAUAAGGCUUUUCAUGUCUGGUCCAAGAAAGAUAAGUUCUCCUCCACUUUUGUAAGCAAUGUGCUCUCCCACACUGGCAAGGAGCACGCUGCCCCGGCCUGGAUGCUGCUCUCCAAGGUUGCUGGCUCGUCACCCACGCUGGACUACACCCACGUCAUAAAGUCCUGGGAGAAGAUAAGCAGGCAGCAGGACCCCAAUGCAGACACCUCAGGGCACAUCCUGUGUGUUAUCGGGCAUAUUGCAAAGCAUCUUCCUCAGAGCACCCGGAACAAGGUGACAGAUGUUAUCAAAAGUAAGCUGAAUGGAUUCUGUUGGUCACCAAAGUUGAUCAGCCCAGCUGUUGAUACUUUGCAAAGACUCUGUAGAGCAUCUGCAGAGACGCCAGCGGAGGAGCAGGGAUUACUGGUGCAGGCGUGCGAAGACGUGCUCUCUGCCUGUGUGCGCUGCCUCUCCGACAUCGUUCUGAAGGAGGACGGGACCGGGAGGAUGAACGAAGACCUGGCGGUGAAGUACAUUUUCACCUUAGGAGACAUCGCCCAGCUCUGCCCAGCCAGAGUGGACAAGAGAGCCUUCCUGCUGAUGCAAUCCAUCCUGGCUGCUUCCGCCAGCGCGGAGCAUUUGACCACGUCGGACCCAGGCGGCAGUGAGGCCACAUCCUCCCAGCCCAUCUCCCAGUUCCAGGGCUCUGUCAUGCCCUCCGUGAUCAGAGCACAUGCUGUCAUCACCUUGGGGAAGCUGUGCCUGCAGCACGAGGAUCUGGCGAAGAAUAGCAUCCCGGCCCUGGUGCGGGAGCUGGAGGUGUGCGGGGAUGUGGCCGUCCGCAACAACGCCAUCAUCGUCCUGUGCGACCUCUGCAUCCGGUACACGGUCAUGGUGGACAAGUACAUCCCCAGCAUCUCUGUGUGUCUGAAGGACUCGGACCCCUUCAUCCGCAAGCAGACACUCUUCUUGCUCACUAACCUCCUGCAGCAGGAGGACUUCGUGAAGUGGAAGGGCUCCCUGUUCUUCCGGUUCGUCAGCACGCUGGUGGACCCGCACCCAGACAUCGCCAGCACUGGGAAGUUCUGCCUGGCCCACCUCCUGCUGAAGAGGAACCCUGCCAUGUUUUUCCAGCACUUCAUCGAGUGCAUCUUCCACUUCAGCAGCUACGAGAAGCAUGAGAAGUACAACAGGUUCCCCCAGUCGGAGAGUGCUCAGAGGGUCCUGUUCUGCCCUAGAGAGAAGCGGCUGUUCUCACUGAAGGGCAAGACAAACAAGGAGAAGCGGAUGAAAAUCUACAAGUUCCUCCUGGAGCACUUCACAGACGAGCAGCGGUUCAACAUCACUUCCAAAAUCUGCCUGAGCAUCCUGGCGUGCUUUGCCGACGGCGUCCUGCCCCUGGACAUGGAAGCCAGCGAGCUGCUCUCGGACGCGUUUGAGGUGCUCAGCUCAAAGGAGAUCAAGCUGCUGGCGAUGAGGGCCAAACCAGACAAGGACCAGCUCGUGGAGGAGGAGGACCUGGCCCUGGCCAACGUGGUCAUGCAGGAGGCGCAGAAGAAGCUCAUCUCCCAGGUUCAGAAGAGGAAUUUCAUAGAAAAUAUUAUUCCAAUUAUCAUCUCCCUGAAGUCUGUACUAGAGAAGAAUAAGAUCCCAGCUCUGCGGGAACUCAUGCACUAUCUCAGGGAGGUGAUGCAGGAUUACCGAGAUGAAAUCAAGGAUUUCUUCGCGGUUGACAAGCAGUUGGCCUCAGAGCUCGAGUAUGACAUGAAGCGGUACCAGGAGCAGCUGGCCCAGGAGCAGGAGCUGGCGCGGCGGGCCGAGGCGGACGGGGCGGCCGCGAGCGCCGAGGGGGCGCGGGCCGGGCAGGUUGUUCCAAGUUUGGAAUCGCCAGCUCCUGCCGGCCGAGAAAAUGGCACCGUGGGCACCGCCGCCAGCCAGCCGUCCACGUCCAGGCCCCACGCUGCCCACAUGCCUGCACCUCUGUCCCUGGACACCGGGCCACUGAAGAGGCUGGUGCCCAAAGCCAGGCCCAUGUCGCCGAGCACCAUCGCCAUCCUGAAUUCCGUCAAGAAGGCCGUGGAGUCAAGCGGCCGGCAUCGCGGCCGGAGAGUGGGGCUGCCACCCUUCACCAUGUGUCCCGAGAGCCCAGGCGAGCCCCCUGAGCGCGUGUCCUCGCAGGGCUUGGAGCAGGAGUCCAGCGGAGCUCUUGACCUCAUAACGAAGCGGGCGAUCAGCACCCCUGACCGGACCAUCCAGAAUGUCACGUUUGGAGCGGGACUCAGCUACAUCAGCUCACCCCGGACACCCUUUCCCGUCAGAGGCCACUCCCCCCCGGCCAGGUCCACGAGCCGUGCCGGCACCUCAGGAAGUCUGGGCGUGUCGGAGGCCCCGGGCCAGGGGGACAACCUUCUUUGUCUGUCGCUGCCCGACAUGCCGCCCCCGCAGCCUCCACAGUGGAAAGUGACAUCUCCCGCCAGAGGAAAGGACAGCACAGCCCCCAGGAGGUCACGCCGCAAGGCCCCCCUGAAAACAGCCAACUGACCACUGUGCUCCUGGCCCCAGACGCUUCCACCGUGAGCAAAGGGCUCGCCUAGUGAGUCCAGCGCCGCCUAGCUUUUCACCUGUGUGGUUGGUCAACCUUUUCAAUUUCUCCUUAUGAAAUACCUGGUUAAAAAGUGUAAAAUACUAGAGAAAUGCCUUAGGCAUUUAAUACUGUAACUUUACUCCAGAGGGAAGGAGGCUGUCAGAGGGCGGCUUCCCACGCUGCUUCUCCAGGGACCCUUGCUGGACUGGAGGUCCUGCUCUUGCAGAAGGGCCUCUUUCCCCGGCUUCUCCCCACCGUGGUUUGUGACCCUCUUUUCCCCACUUCAGCCAGCCUGUGUCAUGUGCUAAUUGUGUGCAAUAAACCGAGAGAUUUGUGAAUUUAAAAAAAAAGCUUUGAAAAUAUCCAGUCCCUUCUCAUAAGCGCUGUUCUGGUCGUUAAAGAACACAAUCCUUGAGCUUUCUCUUCUGUAAGUCAAGCUUCUGUUAGCUGAUUUCAGUUCGUUAUACUAAGUACAUAGUUUCCCGUAUCUGAUGUCAAAAUCUUGAUUGUAAUAUUUUUUCUAUUCUUAUUUAUAAAUUGCAGACUUUUAAAGCUUUUUCAAAUGAAUAAAAGUACAGCCUUUGAGAAUUUUUAGCG